Benincasa hispida (wax gourd) is the source of this 1286-nucleotide messenger RNA. Lineage: Eukaryota; Viridiplantae; Streptophyta; Magnoliopsida; Cucurbitales; Cucurbitaceae. The record is from RefSeq and is a predicted model, not a curated record.
AUAACAUAAGUAGAAGACAAAAUUCAUUUGUUUUAAAAAAAGUAAUCUAUGCCAUUUUCCCGCUUUCGUCCCUCAAAUUCCAUUUCCUCCAUUCUUCACCAGCGGCUUCGUUCGAACCCUAAAUCAAUUCACUCUCAGUAUUGCUCUAUGGAUAUCACCGAAGAGCAACGAAGGCGUGCGGAAGCAAACCGUUUAGCUGCCAUAGCCAAACGCAAAGCACUGAUUAAAUCUUCUAAUGGCCAACAACACCAGGACCCAUGGGAACUUUUCAAAUGUCGUAAGCUUUCCACUGAACAUAAUGCUGCCAGUACCAUCCAAUCAUCGAAAAGCUUAACCGGUAACGACACCCAUUUGCCUGAAAGGUUCCGAGUAAGGUUGGAAAUUUGCUCCCCUGACUCGUUCUCGAUCACGCCGGAAGUCGUGGAAGGAUGCUUUUACCCGGGAGAGGAAAAUUGCUUCAGGAUAUUGAGCGACUGUUUAUCUAGUGUCACACAUUCUCACUACACACAAAUUAUAGGCGGAGGAAAGGCCUUGGUUUAUAAGCUGAGGGAUUAUUGUUCUAUUUUGAAAUGUUUAAAAAACUCCAAGGACAUUGAUGUUGAAGAGAUACCAUGGACAACAUUCAACGUGGUUGAGAGACUCUCGCAUUCAUUUAGUUCAGGGCGAUGGAUGCCAUGCAGGCCUGAGCAUCUUUCAGAUGAGAAGGUCGACAAAUUAAUGAAGAAGUUACCGGAUCGGUUACUGAAUAGACUUUUACCUUUCCAACUUGAUGGUGUAAGAUUUGGCUUGCAGAGGGGUGGCCGAUGUUUGAUAGCUGAUGAAAUGGGUCUUGGGAAAACACUGCAGGCUAUUGCAAUUGCUAGCUGCCUCAUGGAUGAAGACGGUUCAAUACUUGUUGUUUGCCCUGCUGUUUUACGUUUUUCUUGGGCAGAAGAACUAGAGCGUUGGCUUCCAUUUUGUUUGCCUUCUGAUAUUCAUCUUGGUAUUGUAUUCUUGAUAGGAGGAUCACUAUAUAGAACCAUUUGUCUUCAACGUUGUGAUGCUAUAUUACUGAGCACAUUCUUACUUGAAGAUAAAGGCUGUUCUUGAUUUAGCAACAAAGAUGCAGCAUAUUAUUCUUCUAUCUGGAACUCCUUCUUUAUCAAGGUGAUCUUAGGCCAUAUGAUAUUUUUCAUCAGAUAGACAUGCUAUGGUUAAAAUUGCUAUAAUAGGUAUUACUGCUGGUGGAGUUGGACUUGAUUUCUCUUCGGCACAAAAUGUUGUGUUUUUGGAAUUACCUCAGUCAC